AUGGCACUCGACCCUGCAGAACAGCAUCUCAGACAUGUUGAAAAAGAUGUUUUGAUUCCUAAAAUAAUGAGAGAGAAGGCCAAAGAGAGAUGUUCUGAACAAGUUCAAGAUUUUACCAAAUGUUGCAAGGAUGCUGGAAUCCUCAUGGUAGUAAAAUGCCGGAAAGAAAAUUCUGCACUGAAAGACUGUCUAACUGCUUACUAUAAUGAUCCAGCUUUUUAUGAAGAGUGCAAAAUGGAAUACCUGAAAGAAAGGGAAGAAUUCAGAAAAACUGGAAUCCCUACCAAGAAAAGGCUACAGAAACUUCCCACAAGCAUGUAG
This is a messenger RNA of Orycteropus afer afer, 321 nucleotides long. It is a transcript of the gene CMC1, whose product is annotated as C-X9-C motif containing 1. Gene Ontology annotation, cellular component: mitochondrion. Bases 1 to 321 code for a protein of 106 amino acids. The transcript has 4 exons. The record is from RefSeq and is a predicted model, not a curated record. Lineage: Eukaryota; Metazoa; Chordata; Mammalia; Tubulidentata; Orycteropodidae.